This is a messenger RNA of Miscanthus lutarioriparius, 1272 nucleotides long. NCBI's taxonomy places the organism in Eukaryota, Viridiplantae, Streptophyta, Magnoliopsida, Poales, Poaceae. The record is from the annotation of a GenBank genome assembly.
AUGGCGGCGCCGACAUCACCGUACAAGCCGAAGAGGAUCCUAAUCACGGGCGCGGCGGGGUUCAUCGCGUCCCACGUGGCGAUCCGCAUCGUGCAGAAGUACCCGGAGUACAAGGUGGUGGUGCUGGACAAGCUGGACUACUGCUCCAACCUCAAGAACCUGCUCCCCGUGAGCAGCUACCCCAACUUCAAGUUCGUCAAGGGCGACAUCGCCAGCGCCGACCUCGUGAGCUUCAUCCUGGCCACCGAGGGCAUCGACACCGUGAUGCACUUCGCCGCCCAGACCCACGUGGACAACUCCUUCGGCAACUCCUUCGAGUUCACCAAGAACAACAUCUACGGCACCCACGUCCUGCUCGAGUCCUGCCGGAUGGCCGACGCGGGGCAGAUCCGGCGCUUCAUCCACGUCAGCACCGACGAGGUGUACGGCGAGACGGACGGCGACGCGGUGGUGGGCAACCACGAGGCGUCGCAGCUGCUGCCGACGAACCCGUACGCGGCCACCAAGGCAGGGGCGGAGAUGCUGGUGAUGGCGUACGGGCGGAGCUAUGGCCUCCCCGUGAUCACCACGCGCGGGAACAACGUGUACGGUCCGCACCAGUUCCCGGAGAAGCUGAUCCCCAAGUUCUUGCUGCUGGCCAUGAGGGGACAGCGCCUGCCCAUCCACGGCGACGGCACCAACGUCCGCAGCUACCUCUACUGCGAGGACGUGGCCGAGGCGUUCGAGGUGGUGCUCCACCGCGGCGAGGUCGGCCACGUCUACAACAUCGGCACAAAGAAGGAGCGCACGGUGAUGGACGUGGCCAGGGACAUCUGCGGCCUCUUCGGCCUCAACGCCGACGAGGCCAUCGAGUUCGUCGACAACCGGCCGUUCAACGACCAGAGGUAUUUUCUGGACGACGAGAAGCUCAAGAGCUUGGGGUGGCGCGAGCGCACGCACUGGGAGGAGGGGCUCCGGAAGACCAUGGAGUGGUACGUGGCCAACCCUGACUACUGGGGGGACGUGUCCGGGGCGCUGCUGCCGCAUCCCAAGGCGGGAGGCGUCAUGCCGGAUCACGGCGGCCGGGGAUCGUCCAAGGAGGUCAAGGGGAUGCUCGAUCGUUUCAUUGUAACUACACCCCAUCAAGACCAAGCAAAGACGACGGUGGUUUCUUCCCCAGCAGCGGCGGCUGGAGGAGCAGAGCAGGAUGAUUCCGGCGCAGCAGCAGCAGCAGCAAUGGCGUACAGCAAUGGCGCCAAAGCCGCCAAUGGAACCACCACCACCGUGCAUUGA